Molecule: messenger RNA, 1551 nt
Organism: Ilex paraguariensis (yerba mate)
Lineage: Eukaryota; Viridiplantae; Streptophyta; Magnoliopsida; Aquifoliales; Aquifoliaceae
Source: the annotation of a GenBank genome assembly
AAAAAAUUAUUGCAGAGUACAAAUACAAAAUACAGUACUGAGCCAAGAAGGUUCUUGGAAACUUCUUUCACUGCCCGACGAUCGACGAUGGUCGCUCUGUUGAUGAGCAAGAUGCUAGUCACAUGGACAACCGACGGAAAGGACUCUUUUGUCCCCAUCUUCCCCGGCAAAAUCAUCAAAAACAGUAAGACUUGACCAAAUGAUUAUACAUCUCAAACAGUUUGCCACCAUUUCAACAUAAACAUCAUAAUUUUCAAAGGUAGACAUGAAAGAUCAACUACCGAUUGCGGACGAAGACGAGCAUAAUUCGUCGGAGGCAGCGUGGUGUUGGUGGAGAUCGGCGGCAAAGUUCGAGGAACUGGCAAAGUUCAAGUUGGAGAUGCCGAACCUGUCAAAGAUCACACCCAGAAUCAAAGUUCUCAGAGAAAUGGAGCGGCUGGCCUUGAUUGCACCCGAAGGUCUCGACGAGCUUCGGCACAAGCUUCUCGCGUACCGUUCUGGGGAUUUCUGGAUGCCCACCGGGGGAAUUAGGAAGGAAGAGAUGGACAUUCCUCCGGUUGUCACUUUACUGUUAGUAGGUUUCCAUAAUUCUGGCAAGAGCUCGCUCGUGAACUUGAUGUACAGUGUCCUUGGACGGUCUGGACUCAUCCCCUUCGCCCAAACAUCUUCAGAGAAUGCUGCUAAUCAGAAGACUUUAUUUUUGGAGGAGCACAAUGUGUUGAGGUCGAUGCGAAGUGGAUUUUGUGUGUACGACACGAGGGGGUUUGAGUAUGAUCGAGUUGAUGAGAGUCUUGAAGAGUUGUCAGAAUGGAUAACUGAUGGAGUUCACCAUAACCAGCUCUGCUUGAGAUCAGGGGACCGUUUGUCAUCGAGUAAAGAUGAAUUGGGGAUUAAUUUCUUAAGAUCUUCUUCGCAGUUUGCAAAUCGAAGGGUGAAUUAUGUUAUGGUGGUGGCGAAUGUUGCAGAGAUCUAUAAAGCUCUAAAAGCAAGUGACAGCAAUCCACUGGAGGCCUUGAGACAGCUCUUCUGUUCACCGGCAUUGCGGAAACGCAAUGAGGACCCUAUCUUGAUACUGACUCAUGGUGACAAGUUAUCAAUGGAGGACCGAAUCGAUGGGCGGUUGAAAAUUUGUGAAUAUCUGGGUAUAAUGGAGACUACUGGAGUUUAUGACAUUGUUUGCAUUACAGAGUAUGGACUCCUUGCAGAGGAAUUCGAUCCCAUUUCAGCUUAUGCUCUAACUGAAGCGGUUUACAGGGCAUUGCUCAUGUCUGACAGGAGUCAUCUUCCAAAGAGAAGGAUUUGGGACUGGGCUGUGCUUGUGUUGUCUUUUUUUAUGUGCUGCUUGGGUGCUUUCUUUGCUUUCCUUGCUCACUUUUUCAACAAGCUUGGCCAGAGGGAUAAACUGAAACUGUGAAGGUGGAGAUUAAAUGGCACUUGUAGUCGGGUAAAUAAUUUGUUUAGUGCACUAGUAGACUAACAUUUGGCGUUUGUAGUUUGGGUGAAACGCUUAGCUGACUCAAGUAACUCAAUGUGCCAUUGCAAGUUUAAAAC